Messenger RNA from Gryllus bimaculatus (two-spotted cricket), 2758 nucleotides. NCBI's taxonomy places the organism in Eukaryota, Metazoa, Arthropoda, Insecta, Orthoptera, Gryllidae. The record is from the annotation of a GenBank genome assembly.
GACGUCACGCGUCUGUUCCCCUUCCCGCUCCACUCGCUAGCUUAGUCGCGCCGCGUGCAGUGCGAACAAGUGCGAGCGUGAGAGGCUAGAAGACUCGUCUCCGGCGCCCGCGGAGGCACGGCACUUCUCGCGGGAGGUCCCUGGCGGAAGAGCAGAAUGCGAGGUCUGCACAGAAUCGGGGCCGGUUUACGAUCGGCAUCAAGUACCUUUGAAGUAUCCCAAGUCCCCAAGUCAUUGCCCAAUCUUGCUGAAACAGUCAUAAUAGGAGGAGGUGCAAUAGGCUGCAGUAUAGCAUACCAUCUGGCAAAAUUGGGUCAGAAAGGAGUAGUUUUAUUGGAAAAAACUGAAUUGACUGCUGGAUCAACAUGGCAUGCUGCUGGACUCACAGCUCUCUAUCAUCCCACCCCAAAUAUGAAGCAGUUGCAUUAUUACAGCAUUAAUUUAUAUACACAAUUGGAAAAUGAAACUGGGCAAAAUGUUGGAUUUCAUCAACCUGGAAGCAUCCGUCUGGCUACAUCACCAGUGCGAAUGGAUGAGUUCAGGUACCAGAUGUCUCGUCAGCUUCAUAAAGAUGCUCCACAAAUGAUUAUUUCUCCAGAUACCAUAAAGAGCUUAUGUCCAAUUCUAAAUAUGGAUGGGAUAUUGGGAGGUCUUUAUAAUCCUAAUGAUGGACAUAUUGACCCAUAUUCAUUAACGCAAGCAUUGGCAAUAGGAGCAAGAAAAUAUGGAGCCAGUAUUUAUCAGAAAUGCUCAGUUUCAAACAUUCAAAGGAAUUCUGAGGGUCUCUGGGAAGUUCAAAUAAAUUCAGAACAUGUCCUAAAAGCAAAAAAUGUUGUAAAUGCUGCAGGUUUUUGGGCACGUGAGGUGGGACAACUUGCAGGACUUGAUUUACCACUUGUUCCUGUAGAGCAUCAGUAUUUAAUUACCACACCAAUAGAUGAUGUAAAUAAUUUAGAAAGGGAAAUCCCUGUUCUUCGUCAUUUAGAUGGUUCUUUUUAUCUCCGCCAAGAACGUGAGAAUUGUUUACUUGUUGGACCAUAUGAAUCACAAGAGUCAAUGAAAUUAUGUGAAGACUGGGCAACCAAAGGUGUUCCUCCAGGAUUUGGAAAAGAAUUAUUUCCAUCAGAUUUAGAUCGUUUGAAUCCACAUUUAAAAAUUGCUAUGGAACUAGUUCCUUGCUUUGCAUCUGCAAAUGUGAAAACAGUGGUAUGUGGUCCUAUUACAUAUACUCCUGAUUUACUACCAAUGGCUGGGCCUUCUCAAGAAAUAGGAAUGUGGUUGGCAGUGGGAUUUGGGUAUGGAAUAAUUCAUGCUGGAGGCAUUGGACGUUAUUUAGCUGAGUGGAUUCUCAAAAAAGAACCUCCAUAUGAGCUUAUUGAAUUAGAUCCGUGUCGAUAUGGCACAUGGACAACUAUGCCAUACACAUUUGCAAAGGCUAGAGAGUCGUAUGGAAUGAACAAUGCUGUUCCUUAUCCUCAUGAAGAAAGAACAGCAGGUCGACCUACACUUAGGAGGAGUGGCAUCUUUGAUGUUCUUCUUGAAAAGAAAGGACAAAUGUCUUUUCACAGUGGAUGGGAACAGCCAUCUUGGUUUGCAAAGAAAGAAGAGGCUCCUUUUUAUCAACCAAGUUUUAAAAGGACUAACUGGCAUUCAGCAGUACAACGAGAAUGGCAAACUGUAAGAAACCAUGUAGGUAUCAUUGAUUUGUCACCUUUUGGAAAACUUUAUGUAAGGGGACCUGAUUCUACAAAAUUUUUGGAUUUUAUCACUGCAAACCAUGUACCUAAAGCUGAAAAGGAAGAAACAUACAGAAUAUGCAUAUCACAUUGUUUAACACCAUCUGGAAAAGUGUAUGCAGAGUUAACUGUCACAUCUCUGGGCAGUGAUGAAUAUUUCCUAGUUACUGGGAGUGGGAGUGAACUACAUGACCUCAGGUGGCUUAGACAACAUGCUGAGGAAAAUGGAUAUAAUGUGUCAAUUAGUAAUGUAACAGAUGAGUUGGGAUGCUUGAGUAUUGCUGGUCCAAAGUCUGGAAAGCUCUUAGAAAAAUUAUGUCCAAAUCUAUCAGUGAAGAAUUUCAAAUUUUUUACCGGAAAGAAGGUGCAUAUAGAUGGAAUUGAGGUACUUGCAUUAAGACUGUCAUAUACAGGAGAACUUGGCUGGGAAUUCUAUUGUAAUAAAAGUAAAAUAAAAUUGUUGUAUGAAAAAAUAUUAAAUACUGGAAAAGAAUACAGUAUUGACGAUUUUGGUACAUUUGCUCUUCAAGUUCUUCGAAUGGAAAAAGGAUUUCGCAUGUGGGGAGCUGACAUGAACAAAGAUACUUCUCCAAUUGAAGCAGGACUACAUAAUUUCAUAAAAAUAAAUAAAGGAUCAUUCAUUGGCCAAAAUGCAUUAGAGAAAGAAUUUCAGGAAGGGCUGACAAAAACUCUUGUUCCUUUGCUUGUUGAUUCUCCUGAUGUUGAUCCAAAAGGCGAUGAAGCUGUGUGGUGUGCAGGAAAAGUUAUCGGCAAUACAACUUCAGGAUGUUUCAGCUAUCACUACCAGAAACCUUUAGCAUUUGCGUACGUUCCUCCGUUUUUGAGUACAGCUGGAACAAACCUCCAGGUGGACUUAUUAAAUACAAAAUUUUCAGCUACAGUACUCCCAACAUUUCAAAUAACCAGCUCAAAAAAGUAAUAACUGAAUUAAUUUUUAAUGUUUUUCCUAACAUUGAUGUUGACUUUUCUUUCAAUAAACACUACCAUGUAUUAUAAUAAAU